Prunus dulcis (almond) is the source of this 816-nucleotide messenger RNA. RefSeq lists its product as uncharacterized. The transcript has 4 exons. The coding region runs from base 104 to 682 and encodes 192 amino acids. Lineage: Eukaryota; Viridiplantae; Streptophyta; Magnoliopsida; Rosales; Rosaceae. The record is from RefSeq and is a predicted model, not a curated record.
CACCCGACCGCCAGUCGUUUUUUCUCUCUCAACCGCAAAGCCAAACACCAAGCUCUACACAGCCACCGACAACGUCUGCGGAAAGGACCUUUUCUCGCCAGCUAUGGCCCCUCUCAACUGCAAUACGUCAAUAAUCGAUAGGAAGGCCGAAGAAUCAAAGACGGAACCAGAGACUACAAAACUAACGAAAGAAGAACUUCUCAAAGAACUUCAUAGCAAUUAUUAUUUUUAUUUGUUCCAGGGCCCUUACAUUCCCAAGGAGAGCAAGCCUAAAGAAUCACAGCCUAAAGAAGAAUCAGAGCAUGAAGAAUCAGAGAAUGAAGAAUCAGAGAAUUAUGAAUCAGAGACUGAUGAAUCAGAGGAUGAAGAAAUUGGUGAAUGUAAGUAUUGUUUAAAGGUGGGUGACCACCAUACAGAACUAUGCUCUUACAUUGAUGAGGUCCCAGAGAACGCAAUUGUUGGUGAGAGUUGUGUGGUUACAUGUCUUGUAUGUGGCUGCUUCUUUAGAGACUCACGUUGUGCUAAUUGUGGCAUAACCCUAGGACGUGCACUCUUCAAGGAUUGUUUAAUAUGUGGGAAGCGAGGUGAACACAUGGAAUUUGAGUGCCCGGAACUCGAGCCGAAUCCUGAUUUUUCUUUCGACCCUUAUGUUCCUUCUAUUAUAGUCUAUAAUCGCCCUUAAUUGUAAACUAGAGUUGAAGCAAGGGAGAAAGAAGUGUUUUUUUUAUAUGUCGUUUGCCAUAAAUACCAUGCAUCCUAAUCUUUUGAUGUCUACAUCGUGUAUUGUUUUUGUCACAAAUGAAUUGCAAUUUGCAU